CGCGCGCCGCCGGCCGCCCGUGAGGAGAAGGAGGAGGAGGAGGAGGCGGCGACGACGGUCUGUGAGGAAGAGGAGGAAGAAGCGGCGGGACGCCGGGGGUCGGAGGUCGGGGGUCGGAGGGCCCGCCCCCGAUGUCCGGCGAUGGCUGAGGACAGUCAGGACGAGCUCAUCAACAAGAACGCCGCACUGGGCCGGACCCGGAGACCCAGCCUGGCCGACCUGCUCAGUGACGCGGAAGAAAGCGGCGGCGACUCCAACUCCGGUGCCACCAGCGAGGAGGAGGAAGAGGAUGGUACCGACGAGGGCGAAACGGAGGAGGAGGAGGAAGAAGAAGGCGGAGACGAAGAUGUGGAAGGCGACUCAGGUUCGGAGGAGGACGAUGAGGACUACGGCCCGGAGGACGAGGCCCCGAGGGAGGGCUCGGCGGCGGUACCCAGAGGGAAGCAGGGAGCCGGCGGAGGCGGCGACGGCGGCGGCGGAGACCCUCUCAGCUCCGACGGCGACGAAGCGGAGAGCUGCCCCAUCUGCCUCAACGGCUUUCGGGGCCAGGCGGUCGGGACCCCGGAGAGCUGCGCCCACUAUUUCUGCUUGGACUGCAUCGCGGAGUGGGCCAAAAACGCCAACUCCUGCCCGGUGGACCGGAUCACCUUUAAAUGCAUCUGCAUCCGCUCCUGCUUCGGCGGGGAGGUCCUGAAGAAGGUCCCCGUGGAGAAGGCGAAAGGGCCGGACGGGGAGGAGGAGGAGGAGGGGGCGGAGGGGCUGGAGGACCCCACCUUCUGCGAGGUGUGCGGGCGCAGCGACCGCGAGGACCGCCUCCUCCUGUGCGACGGCUGCGACGCCGGCUACCACAUGGAGUGCCUGAGCCCGGCUCUGAGCGAGGUGCCCGUGGACGAGUGGUUUUGCCCAGAGUGCGCCGCCCCCGCUCCCGCCGCGGAGCGCGUGAGCGAAGAGGAGCCGUCCAGCCUGCUGGGGGAAGCGGUCCCGGUGCCCGGCCGGCUGCGCGCCAACGCGGGCCGCACCAGGGCCAUCGCCCGGACGCGCCAGAGCGAGAGGGUGAGGGCCACCGUCAACAGGAACCGCCUCACCACGGCUCGCACCAUCCAGCACGUGCCGGGGUACCUGAUGUCCUCUCUGCUGGAUGAAACCAUCGAGGCCGUGGCGGCGGGGUUGAGCACGGCCGUGUACCAGAGGCCUCUCACGCCCCGAACGCCAGGGAAGCGGAAAAGGAAGAUGGGCAGGAGGAAGAAAAAGUCCGGGAAGAAGAAAACCCCGGCCAAAUCGGCCGCCGGGAGCCAGGGCCCGGGCUCACGGAUCAAGAGGCGCAAAUCCCGCAGGAAGAGGAGGAAGGGGAGGAAGACGAUACGGGUGAGGAGCUCGGCGACGACCCGCUCGCGCAUCGCCAGGACCCUGGGGCUGGGGAAGGUGGGGCGCGGCCUGCCGCUGCCCACCCUGAGCAGGCCCGUCCAGCCGUCGCUGGGCCUCAUGCGGGCGGACAUCGGCGCGGCGUCGCUGUCUCUGUUCGGGGACCCGGACGCGUUGGACGACUACGACAGCAACGAAGAGCCCCCGGCGCCCCCGGGCUCGCCCCUGAGUGCCAAGCGCAGGCUGCUGUCCCAGUCCGCCCUCCGCUCCCACCAGCCGGUGGCCAGACCCGUCUCCAUGGGCGUCUCCAGGAGGGGCGUCCCGGCCUCGGCCCCCGAGCGAGCAGCCGAGGCCGCCCCCGUGCCCGACCUCCUGGGCAGCAUCCUGUCCGGCCAGAGCCUCCUGAUGAUGAGCGGGGCCGACGUGGUCAUCAACCGGGACGGCUCCCUCUCGGCCAAGAAGGCAGCUCCAGUCUCCCUGCAGCGGAGCUGGGCCGGAGACUGGAGAGGGGCGGGCCGGCCCGGCCCACCGCCCCGAACGGGUAGUACGGACCCGGCGGCCAGCGGCCCCGCCCCGGACCCUGCCCAUCGUCUGGGGUUGAACUCUCACACCAGGCCGCCCCCCAACAUGUUCGCCGCCUCCUCCUCCUCCUCCUCCUCCGCCGCCACCACCUCUUCCUCCGCCUCGUCGUCCUCUUCGUCGUCGUCGUCCUCCUUCUCCACAGCCGCCGCCGCCACCUCGUCCUCCUCUUCGGCCUCCUUCGCCUCCGCCGGAGCCGGGGGGGCGGAGAAAGGCGGGGCCCCCCCUCCGCCGUGGCCCUCGAGGCCGGCGGUGAAGCUGGAGUUCUCCAUGACCCCCCGCUCGGUCCAGAACUCAACCGGCGCCCCCAGGCCCAGGCUGAGGCCGGCGGCCCAGUGGAACGGGGAGGACGGGCUGCCGCCCCCCGGAGCCACCUGGUCCGGAAGGGGCGGGGCCGGGCAGCCGCCGGCCCGCCCCCCGGCCCCCCGGGCGGACAUCUCCGACCUCCCCAGGAUACCAAAGAUCAAGAGAGAGGGCGGGGAUGGCGACGGGCCCCCGGGCCCCGAGCCCGCCGCGGGGAACAGCCGGGGCGUGGACGGCCCCGCCCCCUGCAUCAACCGGCUGACGGGCCGAGAGGGCUCCGGCCGGGGCGGCGGGGCCCAGGGCGGGCCCGGCCCGCGGGAGCCCGGGGGGCCCAAGCCGCCGGCGGGCGGGGGGGCCCCCUCCUCGUCCUCGUCGUCCUCCUCCUCCUCCGGAGGCCCCGCCCCGCCGGGCCCGGCCCGGGGCGGCCGGGGGCUGGGCCCGCCCUUCGAGAGCUUCCGGAUCAACAUCCCCGGGCACGCGGCCCCCGCGGGCCGGCCGGCCCACCCGGGCUUCUGCAACACGUUCCGGCCCGUGGAGCGGCGGGCCCAGCGCAAGGAGCCCGCCUCGGCCCUCUUCUCCUUGGCCAAGAGCAAGCAGCAGGUGAAGAGCGAGAUGUACGACCCCUUCGAGCCCACGGGCUCGGACUCCAGCUCGCCGGCCGGCAGCCCCGACCGGCCGGGCCCCGGCCCGCGCCCCUCGGGGAUCACACGCACCAUCUCCGUCCAGAGCCCCGAGCCGCCCGCCUUCCACACGGUGCGUUGCGUCACGUCCUACACCCUGGGCGGGGAGGCCGACGACGAGGACGACGCCGGCGGCGGCGGCGGGGGCCCGGCCGGCCCCGCCCCGCCCCCGGCCGACCCCUUCUUCGACGCGGGCGGCCGCACGGUGACCUGCGUGACGGUGGGACCGGCCCCGUCGCCCCCGGCGUCGCCGGCCCCGCUGCCCCCGGCCGCCGUCCACCGCAUCGUGGAGCUGCGGUCGCCCCCGCCCUCCCGCUCCCGCUCCCGCUCCGACUCCAGCUCCCGGAGCGGGAAGAGGGCCGAGCGGAAGGCGGCGGCCGGGCGCGGGCGGUCCCGCUCCCGCUCCCGCUCCCGGGAGGGCAGCUCGCGCUCCACCUCGCGCUCGGCCGGAGAGGGCCGCCCCCGCGGGGCGCGGGCCCGGCCCCAGGCCCACCCGUCGUCCAGCGACGGGUCCGGCAGCCGCGAGCGCGGCCCCCGGAAGAAGGCCAAGGACCAGGGCCGCGAGAGGCGGCGGGCCCCCCGCCCGCGGGACCGCAGGCCGCCCCGCUCCCGCUCCCGCUCCGGGAGCCCCGACGGCUCCGCCCACGAGCCGGCCGAGGGCCGCAGGAAGAAGAGGCGGCGGCGGUCGGGCUCUCGGCCCCGCGGGCGCGAGGGCUCCCGCUCCAGCAGCCCCGAGCGGGGCCGGCGCCACGGACGCAGGAGGGAGCGCAGCCGCGAGCGCCGCCCCAGGAGGGACGGCGGGCCGCGGGCACGGGAGCGCCGGGCCUCCCGCUCCCCCGCGGGGGGCCGCCCGGCCGCGGGGCCCCGGGCCCGGGAGAAGAGGCCCCACUCCCGUUCCCGCUCCCGCUCCCGGGACAGGAAGCGCGCGGGGAAGGAGGAGGCGUCGCCCCCGCCCCCGGAGAAGGAGCCCGGGCCCGCCGUCACGGACGCGGCCCGGCCGGAGCCCCCGGCGACCGGCGAGACGGCGGCGGCGGCGGUCCCCGCCGCGGCCCCCGCCGAGGACCUGGACUACGGCGACACGGUGGAGGCGGACCACGUCUUCGAAGAGCUGUCGGGCGAGGCCGGCCUCUUCCAACUGGACGACAUGAGCUCGCCCCCAUCCCCGGACCCCACCGACUCCUCGCCCGAGAGAGAGCCCCUCCCGGGACCCCCCUUCCCGGCGGGCCCCCCGGGCCCCCUGAACCCGCCGGCCGGUCCGGGAGAGACGGCCCCCGCACCCCAGGAGGCGGGCCCCGUCGGGUGGGCCCAGGCGCCCGCCGCCCCCGGCUCCUCCGGGAACUCGGCCGGCGGCGGGGCGGAAGAGGACGGAGGCCCCGCGCCCGCCGAAAGGCCGGGCGGGGGCCCGAAGCCCGAGGGGGCGGCCUGUCCUUUGGCCCCCCUCCUCAAAUCCAAGGCUCCCGUCAAGAGGGUCACCUGGAACCUCCAGCAGCAGGAGGACGACGCGGCCGCGCCUAGACUACCCUUCUACAGGCUGCCGAGGCUAAAAGAGGGGUUUUGGAAGGCCGAGGAUUCCGGCCUGCUCCCGUUGGAUCAGGUGCACUUAGCCAGGCCUCCUCCCACCAAUUCCAUCGUUCCCGAGCCCUUCUUUCCCGACCCGGACUCCUCUCAGGUUUACAACCCCACCGUGCCCCUGCCCCCGACGCUGCCCUCCAACCUGCCGCCCUACGCCCCCGUCAGCCAGCCCACCGUGCAGUUCAUCAUGCAGGGGAGCCUCCCCCUCCUGGGGGGCUACGGGGCCGGGCCCAGUCUCACCCCGGACCCGGGCCCCCUGGAGCCGGGCGCCCCGGCCGCCGCCUCGGAGCCGGGCACCCAGGCCGCCGCCUCCACGGGCGACCAGGCGGCCGAGGACAAGGCCCCGCCGCCCAAGCCCGCCCUGGAGAAGACCAAGAACGAGGAGUACCUGAAGAAGCUGCACGUGCAGGAACGGGCCGUGGAGGAGGUGAAGCUCGCCAUCAAGCCCUUCUACCAGAAGCGCGAGAUCACCAAGGACGAAUACAAGGACAUCCUCCGCAAGGCCGUACAGAAGAUCUGUCACAGCAAAAGUGGAGAGAUCAACCCCAUGAAAGUGGCCAACUUGGUCAAGGCCUACGUGGAAAAGUACCAGCACAUGAGGCGGCAGAGGAAGGCCGGCCCCGAAGACGAGCCCCCCGAGGUGGAGAACUGAGGAAGACCCCCCCAAACCCGUCCGCCCCUGCCGAGCCAUCGACGCCCGGCACGGGAGACGGGGGGCAGCGGCGCCCGAGGGACGAAGGAAGCCAGCCUCGGACGGACGGGCGGCGGGCGGACGCUGCGGGGACCCCCAGAAAGUGCUACUGUUUUCAGGGUUUAACUUGGAUCACACUUUUUUGUUCCGGGGCCCCCCCACCCCCCGCCCUUCCCCAAAUCCCUCCCCUCCGCCCGCUCCGUCCCCGACCGGACGGACAAACUCGGGGUUUUCGUUUCGUUUUUUUUUUUGUUUUGUUUUCGUUUUUUUAAUCUGUAUACAGUAUAUAUAUAUAUUAUAUAUACACACCCGCCCUCUUUCUCACGGUGGUGUAAUUUAUCGAAAUAUGGAUUGUCUUUAGAGAA
Molecule: messenger RNA, 5552 nt
Organism: Tachyglossus aculeatus (Australian echidna)
Lineage: Eukaryota; Metazoa; Chordata; Mammalia; Monotremata; Tachyglossidae
Gene: PHRF1
Product: PHD and ring finger domains 1
Exons: 19
Coding region: 142-5148 (1668 amino acids)
Source: RefSeq, a predicted model, not a curated record